Molecule: messenger RNA, 1689 nt
Organism: Aureobasidium uvarum
Lineage: Eukaryota; Fungi; Ascomycota; Dothideomycetes; Dothideales; Saccotheciaceae
Source: the annotation of a GenBank genome assembly
AUGGUCGCGGUGUUGAAACGCGCGAUUAUGCUUGCAGCAGCAGCUGUAUCCUUCUCGGUCAAAUCAUAUGCCCCCGAACGACUACUACACGAAUCAAUAUGGCAAACAACAGCAGCGAUUUUCCUUGGUAUACUCGCCGUUCGAUUCUUCUGGGCCAGCUUUAUCUAUCCUUUCUUCUUGAGCCCUUUGCGUCACCUUCCACACCCUAAACAGACAUCACUUCUGUUUGGACAAUUUGGCAGGAUCCUCAAGGAGCCCACCGGGUAUCCUCAACGAGAAUGGAUGGAAGAUAUCGAGAACGACGGAUUGAUCUACUACAGGAGUCUCUUCAAUACAGAGAGAGUUAUGGUGACCACGUCCAAGGCCCUCAGCGAAGCAGUAACGUUGAAGAGCUACGACUUGAUCAAACCACCAACUUUGAUAAAAGGCCUGGCUCGUAUCCUUGGAUAUGGUGUUCUCUUGACUGAAGGCCAGGAACACAAGGCUCAGCGUAAGAACCUCACGCCGGCGUUCAGCUAUCGCCACAUCAAAGACUUGUAUCCCGUUUUCUGGGACCAAUCACGCGACAUGAUCAUGGGCAUCGACAAGGACAUUGCGAGCAAGACCAACGAAACUCAUGCUGAGGAUGUGAAAGCAAUCAGCAACGAAGUCAAUGUUGAUGGCUGGACCUCGCGUGCCACACUCGACAUCAUUGGUGUAGCUACGAUCGGAAAGUCGUUCAACGCCAUAGAAGAUCCCAACAGCAAGCUAUACCAAACCUAUCAGAUUAUAUUCAAACAGGACUGGCAAACACGUCUUGUUGGACUUUUGAAUGUUUUCCUACCUUUCUGGUUCCUCAGAGCAUUGCCGAUACCGCGUAACAUCAAGGUGGAAAGGGCAAGACUGUACCUUAGCAAGAUCUGUUUCGACAUGCUUGCAGAAAAGAGGUCAAAUAUCAAUACUGCUCAAGAGAAGGAUCAACCGGAUGAGGCGGCAGGUGGUGUCGACAUCCUAAGUGUUGCAAUGCAGAGUGGAGGUUUUACUGACCAGCAGAUUGUUGAUCAACUGCUUACUUUCCUUGCCGCUGGCCACGAAACUUUUCCCGAAGUACAGCAGAAGUUGCGCGACGAGCUGCGUGCAUCAGAUCUUCCCGACAUUCGCGACCCGAGUGCGCAAGUCACAGCCGAGCAGAUCGAACAACUUCCGUACCUUCAUGCCGUGACCAACGAAGUUUUGCGAUACUACUGUCCUGUACCGAUGACUAUCCGUGUCGCGGCGAAGGACGUUGUUCUCUCUGGCCAAUUGAUUCCUGAGGGUACCACUGUUAUCACGCCAUUGAUAGCCGCAAACCACAACUCGUCGAUGUGGAGCGAAGAUCCAAAAGUGUUCAACCCAGACAGAUGGAUGGGGCCUGGUAGAGCCAACACUGGUGGAGCUGAGAGCAACUAUUCAAACAUGUCCUUCUCUCAUGGGCCAAGGGGGUGUAUUGGGGCCAGUAAGUGGGACCGGAGAUUCAGAGAUGUGAAUGCCAUGCUGAUGAGUUUUCCCAGGUNNUUUGCGAAGGCCGAGUUUGCCAGCCUGUUCGCCGCUUGGGUACUGGGUUUCGAGACGACACUGGUUGAUCCAGACAUGAAGGCUGAUGUGACUGGCGGCAUCAUCAGAAGAAUCAAGGGAGGUCUUCGUGUCAAGGUUGCGAAACCAAAGUCAUGA